CGUACACCCGCGACGAACGCACUGCAUCUUUCAGCAUAACAUAACACGUUAUAUUGCGCAUCAUUCGAACAACCCCCCCAGGCGACCAGCAAUGGCAAGACCUAACUUCGAUGUUACGGACGCCCUUCCGCGCGCUUCCAUUCUCACGUACCUCCGCCGUCCACGCCCUCGCCCAAUCCGCACGGCAGCGCGGCCAUCCAGCAAGCGCUCGUCUCGCACGCCGCUCCUGCCGCGCAUUCCCGAAGCCGGAGCUGAGAACUCAGACGAAGAGGCACAGCUCGGGUUGCGGACCGAUUGUGACAAGCCUCCUGUGGAGCGCGACAUCGAAUAUGAAGACGAAGAAGAUCAGAGUUGCGAAUGGGGCUUCUAUGAAACGCUGGGCCUGGUCUGUUGUGCGCUUUGGAUGCUCGUAUUGGUUCUCAAGGCGGACGUUCUUCUAUCGAGAUCGGGAACUUGGGAGGACUGGAGCGUGUAUGGCGUUGGCACAGGUGCAUCGACUGGGCGCGAGAUUCACUUCUGUCUCGUAACCCCGAACCGCGAAGCCCCUAGUUCACGAAUAUGGCGCUUCAUGCAGCCGAAUGCCUUUGGUGACUGCGCCACCCAGAUCGCUACGCUGAGCGUCGGGCCUACGGAGGAAUGGAAGUUACUCCCGGAUGACAAGAUCUUACUUGAGGCUAUGGAGGACGGGAAGGGCGGGAAGUCCAUGAGCGAAGGACUUGAUAAGGCUGAGGAGCUGGGAGACGAUCUCGCAGAGGAAGGGAAGCUGGGUCGGCGAACCCCGAGCGAUCUGGAAAUGAGGGCGAGGAGGUAGUCAGUGGCGGACGCAUAGAGCGUCCUGGCACAAUUGGAGACAGUGAAGUAUUUGGAAUUAGUGGUAGACCUCUCGACUUUGCUCCUUACAUUUUGAUCCAUCGCGAAGAAACCAUUUUAUCAACAACUUUUGUGCGCUGUCAUGCAGCUUCCAUGCUUCACAUUACUCCCC
This is a messenger RNA of Trematosphaeria pertusa, 982 nucleotides long. RefSeq lists its product as uncharacterized. The transcript has 2 exons. The record is from RefSeq and is a predicted model, not a curated record. The coding region runs from base 92 to 811 and encodes 239 amino acids. NCBI's taxonomy places the organism in Eukaryota, Fungi, Ascomycota, Dothideomycetes, Pleosporales, Trematosphaeriaceae.